GACGGAGAGUGACGGAGAACGAUGGAGAGUGACGGAGAGUGACGGAGAACGACGGAGAGUGACGGAGAACGAUGGAGAGUGACGGAGAACGACGGAGAGUGACGAAGGUAGACGAUGCCUGACGGAGAAGAGCCGAGCGGAGCUGAAGGGCGGUGGAGAGCGACGGAAAGUGGCGAGAAUUGACGGAAAGGGACGGGGACUGACGGACACUGACGAAGCGUCACGGAAAUUAUCCGAAGGCGACAAAGAGGAAGGCAAACUGGUGAGCUGAAGCAGGCCGAGCCUAAUCGGAGAUGACGGAAAGUGACGGAGAGGAACGAGGAGUAAAGAGGGGUGACGAAAAGAGCCGAAGCUGUUGAAGGCCAAGAGCUGAGUGAGGGAAGAGAGCAGAGAUGACGUCAGCUUGAGGGAGUCAUCGUCCCACUGGAAGGUACUUCAGAUGCUAUUUCCUGGAAUCCUUCAGAAUAAACCGCAGCACCACCAAGUGCGAACGCAGGCGUCCCUGGGGGACACCUCCCACCGCCCCCCCAACACACCGGAACACAGGCCUCCGUGAAGAACGAGACACGCGACACACCCCACUGCACACACACAGGCACACACACGCACACAAAACCUAGAACACAGUCCUGGAGGGGCAGCUCCCACCGCACCACACACCCACACACACUCCGACACCCAGCCCUUCUUGAAGGAUAGCACCCACCCACCGCGUCCUCCAGCUCUGCCUUCCCAAGGCCCAGGCGUGUGGUUUUGGCAUUCGUGUUUCUCCGAACCUGUUACUUCUUCUGGCCUGGCCCACCCAGGUCUCCCAGGCAGCCGCUCCGAAGCCCCUGGAAGUCCUCGUGAGUCUCAGGGUGGCCGCCAUCUAAUGACGAGUGUGGUCUCCACGGAUGUUGCUGGAACCUCACGAGGGGGACGGCCACCUCGGGAGGCUCUGCUGUGUGACCACAGGAGGCCGCCGAGCCUUUCUGAGCUGCUAACUCUGCACCUGGGAAGAUGGGCGCCUGGAGACUCCUCCCGGGGGCUGAGGGCCGGUGUCUGCCACUGCCUGGGGGAUCGCAAGAGGCAACCCUGCGUUCCUUCCCAGUGCUGCCAUAGGUUUCCUUGCUUGUGACCAGCUGUGGUGGAGGAUUUGAGGCCACAGAAAUUGGCCAACACCACUAGGCAGCGUUCGUGUCCUUCAGAGACAGCCUGGCCCCGAAACGGAACGUGGAGUGCCCUGGGCCACCGCAGACAUUCAGAGUCCUUGUUCGUGCACCACUUUACUCAUUCUCCCAAGUGUCCUGAGAGACAGUAGACGAGACGCAGACACAGGGGAGGACGCCACGUGGAGACAGAAGCAGAGACUGGAGUGACGCGGCCACAAACCCAGGGAUGCCUGGAGCCCCCAGGAGCUGCGAGAGGCAGGAAGGAGCCUCCCCCGGAGCCUGUGGAGGGAGCACGGCCCUGAGACUCCUGGACCUCAGACCCCUGGUCUCCAGGACGGGGAGCGGAUGAGUCUCUGCGGUCAGUGCACCCUUCUGCCUGGUUUGGGGCCAUCUAUGGUGGCAGCCCCAGCUCAACCGUCCAGCAGUGUCUGCACCCUGGGACGUGCAGGUUGCCCAGGGUUCACCUCCGAUGGGCGGGCAGGUGAGCACUUCCAGCAGCUUCUCCAACCUGCGCUGCAGAAAUGCCAACGAGGACUGGAUGUCGGCACUGUGUCCCCGGCUCUGGGAUGUGCCCCUCCACCACCUCUCCAUCCCAGGGAGCCACGACACCAUGACCUACUGCCUGAACAAGAAGUCCCCCAUUUCGCACGAGGAGUCCCGGCUGCUGCAGCUGCUGAACAAGGCCUUCCCCUGCAUCACGCGCCCCGUGGUGCUGAAAUGGUCCGUCACCCAGGCGCUGGACGUCACGGAGCAGCUGGAUGCCGGGGUGCGGUACCUGGACCUGCGGAUCGCUCACAUGCUGGAAGGCUCGGAGAAGAAUCUGCACUUCGUCCACAUGGUGUACACAACGGCCCUGGUGGAGGACACGCUCACGGAAAUCUCGGAGUGGCUGGAGCGGCACCCGCGUGAGGUGGUCAUCCUGGCCUGCAGGAACUUCGAGGGGCUGAGCGAGGACCUGCACGAGUACCUGGUCGCCUGCAUCAAGAAUAUUUUUGGGGACAUGCUGUGUCCUCGUGGGGAGCUCCCGACGCUGCGGCAGCUGUGGUCCCGGGGCCAGCAGGUCAUCGUCUCCUAUGAGGACGAGAGCUCCCUGGGCCGGCACUGCGAGCUGUGGCCAGGAAUCCCUUACUGGUGGGGAAACACGGUGAAGCCCGAGGCCCUCCUCCGAUACCUGGAGACCAUGAAGAGCUGCGGCCGCCCAGGAGGGUUGUUCGUGGCCGGCACCAACCUCACGGAGAACCUGCAGUACGUUCUGGCACACCCGUCCAAGUCCCUGGAGAAGAUGACGCUGCCCAACCUUCCCCGGCUGAGCGCGUGGGUCCGAGAGCAGCGCCCGGGGCCGGGCUCACGGUGCACCAACGUCAUCGCGGGCGACUUCAUCGGAGCCGACAGCUUCGUCGGGGACGUCAUCGCUCUCAACCAGAAGCUGCUUUGGUGCUGACGUGGGGGUUCAGGACGCGGGGGCUGAAGUUUCACCCCCAACUUUCCAAGUAUCGUGACUUUGUUAGGGCCAAAUAUUGGGGAUCAUAGGACCGAUAAUA
This is a messenger RNA of Rhinopithecus roxellana (golden snub-nosed monkey), 2692 nucleotides long. It is a transcript of the gene PLCXD1, whose product is annotated as phosphatidylinositol specific phospholipase C X domain containing 1. The transcript has 8 exons. Gene Ontology annotation, biological process: lipid metabolic process. The record is from RefSeq and is a predicted model, not a curated record. NCBI's taxonomy places the organism in Eukaryota, Metazoa, Chordata, Mammalia, Primates, Cercopithecidae. Gene Ontology annotation, molecular function: phosphoric diester hydrolase activity. Bases 1621 to 2592 code for a protein of 323 amino acids.